AAAUCCAUAAAACGUAAACGGCACAAUUCACAUCAAUCCAAUCCGCGUAUAAACCAAAAUCAACCGGCUAUUCCAGUUACCGGUCACCACAACUCACCGCGUUUUCUCUUCUUCUUCUUUAAACAUCCUCUCCCCAGUCAUAACCGAGUCACACUCCGAUUCAUGGACUCGUUCUUCUCCAAUUCUCCAUAGAAACAAAACCCAAAAAUCAUGAUUUCCAAUUUUACCCCUCGCUUUUUCCCAAUUUCUUCAACCACCACAAAAAACUCCCUCAUCGGUGCAAAUCAUACUUCUGCUAGAUUCUGUUCUCGCUAAACCUAAAUUCAUUACAACCUUUUGUUUAUUCAAUUUUAAACAAAUUUUCUGAUUAUUUUUUUAUUUUUUUCUGUAAAAAGAAGGUGCACGAUUUGUUAUCAUGGAACCUACCGUAGGUAAGCCUGGCUUCCUUCGGAAUAUUCUCAUACGGUUACUUCUCUUCGGUGUUUUCAUCGUCGUUAUUCGUUUUGCUUACGUCAUCACCAUCGCCGGUGAAACCUGCAAAAUCGGUGAUUUCUGUUUUUUCUCUUCACCGGAGAAAAUUAACGUCGCCGUUGCCGUUACCGGAUCCGAUUCCGGUACCGGUGCGCUCUCUGUUCGAUCUUCAUCGGAAUUAUCUUCACCAGAGCAUCAUACUAGUAAAGACUGGAUCAACGGUGUUCAGUUUUACUCCUCCGUUUUCCAGAAUUUGAUCGCCGCCGGUUAUCUUUCACCGGAGACAAAAGCGCUUUGUGUUGAUACUCCGACUGGGAGAGAUGUUUUCGCGUUGAAGGAGAUCGGUGUUGUUGAUUCAGUUGGAAUAUCGAAGAAGGCGAUGAAACCGUUGGUGAAAUCCGGUGUUGGUCAUAAGAUUCCGUUUGGUAAUAACUCGUUUGAUUUUGUGUUUUCCGGUGAUGGAGGUUUGGAGAGAUCGGUGAAAGGUUUCGAAUUUGCGAAGGAGAUUGCUAGGACCCUGAAACCCGAAGGGUUUGCGGUGUUUCAUGUAAAGGCUAAAGAUGAUUAUAGUUACAAUUCAUUUGUUGAUUUGUUUAAAUUUUGUUGCAAGGUUAUCAAAUUCAAUGAUAUUCAAGGUUUCGAUGAAUCAAUGCCUGAGAUAAGAGAAAUUGUCGUGAAGAAAAUUGGUUAUGGAAAUAUCGAUUCUGAUAUGAAUUUGAAUAAGAAAUGUUCGGUUGCAGGUUAUAAACAAGAAUUGGUUAAGAAUGCUGAGGAAUUGAUUGAAGAGGAACCAUUGAAGCCAUGGAUAACUUUGAAGAAGAAUGUGAAGAAUAUAAAGUAUGCAUCUUCAAUGGUUGAUAUAAGCUUUAAGAGUAGGUAUGUGUAUGUUGAUGUUGGAGCUAGAAGCUAUGGUUCAAGCAUUGGAAGCUGGUUUAAGAAACAAUAUCCAAAACAGAAUAAGACUUUUGAUGUUUAUGCAAUUGAAGCUGAUAAACAUUUUCAUCAAGAGUAUGUGAUGAAAAAAGGGGUAACUUUGUUACCAUAUGCUGCAUGGGUUAGGAAUGAGAGUUUGGUUUUCGAAAUUAACAACGACCCGGGUGAUAAAAAGACGGAGAAAGUAGGGAGAGGAAUGGGGAGGAUUCAACCAUUGGAUUCUCAAGGUGGUGGUGGUGGCGGUGUUGAUACGAUACAAGGGUUUGAUUUUGCUGAAUGGUUGAAGCAUACGGUUACAAUGAACGAUUUCGUUGUGAUGAAAAUGGAUGUGGAAGGUACUGAAUUUGAUUUGAUUCCAAGGUUGUUUGAAACUGGAGCUAUAUGUUUGGUCGAUGAAAUUUUUCUUGAGUGUCAUUACAAUAGGUGGCAGAGAUGUUGUCCUGGACAAAGAAGUCCUAAGUAUGAGAAAACUUAUGAUCAAUGUUUGCAGCUUUUCAAUUCUCUUAGACAAAGUGGUGUUCUUGUUCAUCAAUGGUUUUAGUGGUAGAGUUGUUUCAUAGCUGAAAUACUGAAAAUCCUUUACAUUUUUAUAUAGCAUUGUUAUUUUACGUUUACAAUCCAAUAGAGAAGUUUCAUAGUUUUCUGAGUUUAUUUACUUGUAACAAUUGCAAGUGAAAAUGAAAAUAAUUCCUUUACAUCAAUUGUAUUUGUUACAUAUGUUUCAUCUAUUAUUUGUGUUGAUACUAGUUAUAGCAAUGGAUUCUUUAA
This is a messenger RNA of Medicago truncatula (barrel medic), 2172 nucleotides long. RefSeq lists its product as uncharacterized. The coding region runs from base 416 to 1945 and encodes 509 amino acids. The transcript has a single exon. The record is from RefSeq and is a predicted model, not a curated record. Gene Ontology annotation, molecular function: S-adenosylmethionine-dependent methyltransferase activity. Lineage: Eukaryota; Viridiplantae; Streptophyta; Magnoliopsida; Fabales; Fabaceae.